CUUGCCCCGCACUGGCACUCACCCGCCGUUCACUGUGCAUCUCACUGCGUGCACUACCAGUCGCAAGUUCUGAGACGCCGACGCAUCAUCAAAGAGAACAGCAUCUAGCAGCGAUGCCUGCACCGAUCGACCGAUGUCCUGCUGAGGUACUCAUUGGUUUCGUUGAAGCCUCAGAGCAUGGGGACCGCCGUACGCUACGCACAAUCAACAAAGAGUGGAAGUCUCUUGCGACGUCUCUUGCCUUCGAGUCUCUAGUGCUCAAGAAUACGAGAAAGAGCGUGGCGAACAUGCUCUUGCUCUUGCGCAACCGGUUGGCGAAAUGGGCGAAGACGCUGGAGUACAGACUCAUAGACCGAUCGCCAGUUGCCUCUGCGAACGCAGGACUUAUUCAAGUUGGUCAACAGGACCAGGUUGCGAAGACAAUAUAUCAAAUCAUCUCAGAGCUCGGGUCACUUUUUCCCUUGCUCGAGAGCUUCCACGUCUGCCUCUUCGCAGGCCCGUACAAUGACCCAUUGCACAUCCCAGUGUCGCCCGACGACGUCAGCAAUGGCGUCUCGAAGUACGUCAUGCAUCAUUUCAACAUUCUCGACGCGCUGAGCACAAUUGGGGAGACCCCGCCGCGGCAUCUAAAGACGCUGUCGCUGCACAAUCUCCUACCAUGCCCUGAGCCUUCCAUGAUGGAGGAAAAUUUCAAACGGCUGAUGGAGCCGCUAGAAGACCUGACUCUCUCGGUACAUCGCGCACGCAGCCUGGACAACCAAGACUACUGGGAAGUGUUCUGGCAGGAGUACCUCCCGGAUUAUGUCCUUGCCCCCGCGCAAAGCCUCACCUCCCUGUCCAUGACGAGCGAUCAGCCGGUCGGCUCCGUGUGGCCGGGAAUCGACUUCUCUGUCCUCCACUUCCCCGCGCUGCGCCGCUUGAAGCUCGGCGGGUUCUGCUUCGACACGAGCUCCCACCUCGAGGACUUCAUUAUCAAACACCAAAACACCCUAACCUCGCUCGUGCUCGACUCUUGCCCCAUGCACACAGGCGACGACUUCCAGAACAAAACGCCGCGGCGCAAGUGGUCUCAGGUGUUCGCUCGCUUCGACGAGGGGCUCACGGAGCUCACCUACGUGCGCGUUAUGUGCAAGGACCUGCCAGUGUGGGGUCUCUACCUCGAGGAUUCGCCGCGCACGGAGAUGGCUCUCACCUACGAGAUAUCCACAACUGGCUACGGGUAUAUCCGGGGAGAGCCGGUGGCCGCGGCGGUUGAGAAGGAUGACGACAGGGCCCUGGAGAAGUUCUAUGCAACCGUGGAUGCGAGGCGGCGGUCAAAAGGACUGGGCCCGCUGGCUAGUCUAGCCACAGCUCGAGCGAACGAAGGGGACGGGCUCCCCCGUCCAGACGAGCUGCCUCAGCUUCUGGAGAUGAUCAUGUCGUCCCUAGCGGCCAGAUCGCUACAUUUGUAAGUAGUUUGAUUUGACGAACAUGUACAGUAAUCGCUGCAGUCAUACGCGUGUUGUACGAUAUUGCUCAGGAAUUUCUGGCCCUACGUUGUCAACUAACAGUAUUGCUUGUCAAAGUUCAAUGUACAAUAUAGUUGCAGAGCUCGUCCGUGAAGUGUAUGGACGUGGUCCCUUGCACCGAGACCAGCGCAAUCGAGCAUCGACUAGAGUAUCCUCGAGCUCGAACGAAGAACUGCGUGACUUGCUAC
Messenger RNA from Fomitopsis serialis, 1696 nucleotides. RefSeq lists its product as uncharacterized. Lineage: Eukaryota; Fungi; Basidiomycota; Agaricomycetes; Polyporales; Fomitopsidaceae. Bases 114 to 1451 code for a protein of 445 amino acids. The record is from RefSeq and is a predicted model, not a curated record. The transcript is spliced from 2 exons.